Molecule: messenger RNA, 342 nt
Organism: Dromiciops gliroides (monito del monte)
Lineage: Eukaryota; Metazoa; Chordata; Mammalia; Microbiotheria; Microbiotheriidae
Product: 60S acidic ribosomal protein P1-like
Exons: 2
Coding region: 1-342 (113 amino acids)
Biological process (GO): cytoplasmic translation
Cellular component (GO): cytosolic large ribosomal subunit
Molecular function (GO): structural constituent of ribosome; protein kinase activator activity; ribonucleoprotein complex binding
Source: RefSeq, a predicted model, not a curated record
AUGGGGGUCUUAGUGAUCUUAGCUAUCAGGCUUGCUGAGAAAGAUCUUGGAUCUUGGGAUGGGGCAUGCAACUUGGACCAGGGGGUUGAUGCAGCAGGUGUAAAUGUUGAAACCGUUCUGGGCUGGAUUAUUUGCAAGGCCCUGAACAAUGUAAACGUUGCAAGUCUCAUCUGCAAUGUAGGAGUUGGUGGACCUGCCCCGGCAGCUAUUGGUGCUGCCCCUGCUGGAGAUGCUGCUCCUGCUAGCACAGCUGCCCCAGCUGAGGAGAAGAAGAAAGAGGAAGCAAAAAAAGAAGUGUCCGAGGAGUCUGAUGGUGACAUGGGCUUUGGUCUGUUUGACUAA